AUGGCGACGCACUCAUCUACCGAGUUGUCUCAAUCCGGGAAAACGCAGGAGCGUAUCACAAUUGCUUUCCUUGUUCUAGCCUGGUUCUUCAUUCUACUUCGAAUAUGGACGAGGACGAUUGUUAUCUCAAAUUUUGGCUGGGUGUAUUGUGCAGCUACGCUCUAUAUUGAAGCAAAUGGCGGAGGAACGCACAUAACGGAUGUGUCGCAUUUGCAGCUACUCACCAAGUGGGUUGUCGUGAGCGAAGCCUUGUAUGUCAUGGCCAUGAUGACACUGAAAAUCUCCCUUGGAAUCUUCUUCGCACGUAUCGUCAUCAAACCAUGGCACUUCAUGCUCAUCUACAUCACCGUUGGAGUCAACAUUAUCUCUUCCACAGCAUCCUUUUUCUACGUCCUUUUUCGUUGCGGAACAGAACUCAACAACUACGUCCUGCGACAAAUCCAGGACAAGUGUACUGCACAGCCGUUGGAUCUCUUCAUGGCAUACCAAUCCGCUAGCUUUAUCACUCUGACCGACUUGAUAUUCCUGGUCCUUCCACUCAUUAUUCUCUGGAACGCGAAUAUGGACCGCAAAUCGAAGAUCUCAAUUGGCUUUAUUCUGUGUCUUGCCGCACUUGGUUGCAUUUGCUCAAUAAUUCGUUUUCGCUACGUACGCGGUCUUACCGAAAUCGAUGGCUUCUUCUGGAACGCCGUGAACAUCUCCAUAUGGUCCACCAUCGAGGCCGGGGCCAGCCUCGUCGCUGGCUGUCUUGCUACUCUACGCCCUUUCCUUAAAUGUUCCAUCAAACUUGUACGAGAGAGAAUUAGCAUUGGGAAAAGUAUUACUAAGGCGGUAUCCAAGUCAGUGCGCUCGGAAUCAUCGACGAACCAAAGUUCAAAAGCGACUUCCACGCCAAAACUCAAAACAAUAAUUUCGAGUCCGAAGAGAGAAGAAGAGAGGGACAACAGGAAUCGAAGUGGAACAAUGGACACCGAUGAUCCAGAGUUCAUGGAUUUUCUCGCGCUACCGGGAGACGAGAUCAUACCAUUGGAGGAUUUACCUGGACGUGAGCGUAGAAGUACAGAGUUGAUACUAAACAAGGGCGACAAUGAGAGGGACAUGGAGUUUUCAUGGCCACUAGGGCCAGAUGCUGUUGGAGAGGAGCCCAAAGAGCGGAGACGGAAGACAGCGCGUGCGAGUUGGUCGAUGAUUAGGGGAAGCAGCAGGGCGGCUGAGGAACCUCGCUCUGAGCCUCUUUCAGCAGGUGCGAGAGAUGAUAAAGUGGAUGAGGUAUAG
Plenodomus lingam JN3 is the source of this 1275-nucleotide messenger RNA. The record is from RefSeq and is a predicted model, not a curated record. NCBI's taxonomy places the organism in Eukaryota, Fungi, Ascomycota, Dothideomycetes, Pleosporales, Leptosphaeriaceae.